Molecule: messenger RNA, 1840 nt
Organism: Brassica oleracea var. oleracea
Lineage: Eukaryota; Viridiplantae; Streptophyta; Magnoliopsida; Brassicales; Brassicaceae
Product: pentatricopeptide repeat-containing protein At1g20300, mitochondrial
Exons: 1
Coding region: 93-1688 (531 amino acids)
Molecular function (GO): protein binding
Source: RefSeq, a predicted model, not a curated record
AGCAAAUCUGAUAUCCUGAUAGCCUCCUCCACCAAACCCACCCACUUUGCGUUUCAGAGCUUUGUAAGAGAGUAACCAAAUCUCUCCGAUUGAUGGCGUUAAUACGAUCAAAACUCCAUCUUUCUCGAACCCUCUCCUUCAUCUCUCCUCAUCUACCCAAACCCUUCACCACCUCCGCAACUUCUCAACACCAUGACCAGGAAAACUACGAAUCCGCCGCCACCGCCACCGUCACAACCCCUGUUUCACCGGCCCUAACUCCUGAAGAUACGCAAACCGUAGAAAAGCUCCACUCAAUUAUCAAAGAACACUACCGUACAAAUGACGCCGUCCUAAACCCCACCUUCACCCUCCCUUCCCUCUCCCUCUCCUUCUCCCAAAUCCCCUCCGCCGCAAUCUCCCCCUCCGUCAUCCAAUCCGUGAUCCAAAAAUGCGCCGCCGUCCGCCACGGAAUCCCUCUCCACCAGUCCCUAUCUUUCUUCAACUGGGCCACCUCACAAGACCAAUACGAUCAUCUCUCCCCUCACCCUUACAACGAAAUGAUCGAUCUCGCCGGAAAGGCCCGCCAUUUCGACCUAGCGUGGCGCUUAAUCGACCUCAUGAAAUCGAGAAACGUCCAAAUCACGAUGGAGACCUUCACGGUUCUGAUCAGGCGCUACGUCAGAGCCGGUUUAGCCUCGGAGGCCGUCCACUGCUUUAACCGUAUGGAGGAUUACGGUUGUGCCCCUGAUAAAAUCGCCUUCUCUAUCGUCAUUAGCAUCCUCUCUAGGAAGCGUAGAGCGAGCGAAGCCCAGUCCUUUUUCGACUCCUUGAAAGCUAGGUUCGAACCCGAUGUGAUUGUUUACACUAACCUCGUUCGCGGCUGGUGUCGCGCCGGCGAGAUCUCGGAGGCUGAGAGGGUCUUCAAGGAGAUGAAAGCGGCCGGGAUUGAGCCUAAUGUGUAUACUUACAGUAUUGUGAUUGAUGCCUUGUGUAGAUGCGGGCAGAUAAGUCGUGCACACGAUGUGUUCGCUGAUAUGAUUGACUCGGGGUGUCCUCCGAACGCUAUUACUUUUAACAACUUGAUGAGGGUUCAUGUGAAAGCGGGGAGGACGGAGAAGGUUCUGCAGGUUUAUAACCAGAUGAAGAAGCUAGGAUGCGAGCCGGAUACCAUCACUUACAACUUCUUGAUCGAGGCUCAUUGCAGAGACGAGAAUCUCGAAAACGCGGUGAAGGUGUUGAACAGUAUGAUCAAGAGGAAGUGCGAGGUCAAUGCGUCGACUUUUAACACGAUUUUCAGGUGCAUUGAGAAGAAGAGGGAUGUUAAUGGAGCGCAUAGGAUGUAUUCCAAGAUGAUGGAGGCGAAAUGCGAGGCGAAUACCGUGACGUAUAAUAUACUGAUGAGGAUGUUUGCCGGGUCGAAGUCUACUGAUAUGGUGUUGAAGAUGAAGAAGGAGAUGGAUGAGAAGGAAGUUGAGCCGAAUGUGAAUACUUAUAGGCUUUUGGUUACGAUGUUUUGUGGGAUGGGCCAUUGGAAUAAUGCGUAUAAGCUGUUUAGGGAGAUGGUUGAAGAGAAGUGUUUGGUGCCGAGCUUGUCUUUGUACGAGAUGGUUCUUGCUCAGUUGAGAAGAGCUGGGCAGUUGAAGAAGCAUGAAGAGUUGGUUGAGAAGAUGGUUCAGAAGGGACUUGUUGCUCGGCCAUUGUACUAGGGAGGAAGAACUUUACAAGCAUUAAAUCAGAUCUUUUGUUCUUCUUUUUAUUUUAAGCAAUUUUUAUUUUAAAACAGAUGUGUUAUUACUUCUUGAAGUAAUAAUGUACUCUUUUCUUUAUCCAAAUAUAUAUGUUCUUCGUUUUCUCAGGA